Gadus chalcogrammus (walleye pollock) is the source of this 3060-nucleotide messenger RNA. RefSeq names its product zinc finger, DBF-type containing 2 (gene zdbf2). The coding region runs from base 523 to 3060 and encodes 845 amino acids. Lineage: Eukaryota; Metazoa; Chordata; Actinopteri; Gadiformes; Gadidae. The transcript is spliced from 9 exons. The record is from RefSeq and is a predicted model, not a curated record.
GGGCUGCAGGCCCUCUGCUCUUUAGACUGGAGCCUGGGCCGUCCUCACAUCGGGACCACGGGAUGAAGCAAGUCUUUCCACAUCAGGUGGGUCCUGACGUCACGUAGGGGGCGGGUCGUUGAGUCAGCUAGGUCCUGACGUCACCUAGAGGCGUGUCGUUGAUGUCAGGUGGGUUCUGACGUCAUGGGAGGACAGCGGAACAUAAACAUGAUACCGAACGGAGUCGGAACGGAGCCGUGAGAGGAGCCGUGACGCGCUGGUGCUCGUCCUCCGAGCUCCUGGUCCAACGGGUACACCGGUCUGGAGAGCAAGACGGGUUAGGCGGGAGGACGGUGUUGACCCCGGGACGGUCCCGACGGGAGGACUGGGUGGACCUCAUGCUCCUCGUCGUCUGUACAGCUGAAACUCCUCGCCCUGUCAGCCAAUCACGGCUCAAAGCUUGCGCAUGCUCACUGAGGGAACGGCGUGUUACUAAAUAAACACAAAUUAACACGAAAAAGCUUCAGUCUGAUCCGAACGAGUAUGGAGGGGCAAGCUGGGACUUCGAGACACGGAUACUGUGGCUACUGCAGGCUGGUCUACACUAGACUGGACCAGCAUGUCUCCAGCUCCCGUCACAUGGCCCGGGUGCGUCUGUCCUCCCGAAGCUCCACCCUCAGAGGCUCCGCCCCCAGAGGCUCCACCCUCAGAGGCUCCGCCCCCAGAGGCUCCGCCCUCAGCAGCCUGAUGGAGCGUUUCCUGGAGGACGUCCUGCUGCACCACCCGGACCGCUACGCUGGCUCAAGCCCCCCCCAUGCGGACCUCCCCCCGUUUCCAGGGCCCGGCGUCUCCCACGGCGACGGCCAGUCGCUAGGGAGGCGGGACCCCCUCUCAGGCCCCCCAGCGGCCCACCACAGCCAAUCAGAGAGGCUGCUGUUUGGGGAGGCGGUGCUUGAUGGGCCCUUUUCACCAAUCACAGAGCACGACACAAAACAGUCACCUGAAGACACGCCCCUCAAACACCCACCUCGGAAAGACACGCCCCUCCCACACCCACCUCGGGAGGACACGCCCCUCCUACACUCACCUGGGGAAGACACGCCCCUCCCACACUCACCUGGGGAAGACACGGCCCUCCCACACCCACCUCGGGAAGACACGCCCGUCCCACACUCACCUGGGGAAGACACGGCCCUCCCACACCCACCUCGGGAAGACACGCCCGUCCCACACUCACCUGGGGAAGACAUGCCCCUCCCACACUCACCUGGGGAAGACACGCCCCUCCAACACUCACCUGGGGAAGACAUGCCCCUCCAAUACUCACUUGUCUCCGCCCCCUUCUCGGUUCACAGGAAGUGCCACAGGAAGACUGAGCGCAGGAGAAAACCUUCCUCCUCCUCUUCCUCAUUCUACGCCCCACAGCCUGGCCCCCCCCCCCUCCUCACCAGGGGGUCUGGCUGUAGUUCCCCCGGCCCCCCCCCCCUCCUCACAAGGGGGUCUGGCUGUAGUUCCCCCGGCCUCCUGCAGGGGGGGACGGAGAGCUUCCACUACAGCUCGUCUGGUUCUCAGAGGACGUGUGCGAGCGACUCCUGGGACACACCUGUACAGGCGACCUUAAAGAGCAGGGGGCCCUGCCCACCCACCCAGAUGGGCCAAUCAGAGGCCUGGAAGCUGACCUGUCUGACGGAGAGCCAGGUGAGGCUGGAUAACCUGGUGUACGCCCAGCAGCUAGACUCCGCCCUCAGGACCCUCCCGGUGGAGAGGGGGUGGAGCCGACCUCUAGACUCCGGCCUCAGGACCCUCCCGGCGGAGAGGGGGUGGAGCCGACCUCUAGACUCCGCCCUCAGGACCCUCCCAGCAGACAGGGAGUGGAGCCGACCUCUAGACUCCGCCGACAGGACCCUCCCAGCGGACAGGGGGAGGAGCCGACCUUUAGACUCCGCCCUCAGGACCCUCCCAGCAGACGGUGGGCGUGGCCUACAGGUGGGCUACAGGUGUGUCCCCGUUGAGGAGCUGAGGCCCCGCCCCCGCUACAUCCCAGAGUCCUUCAGGGGGAAGACGCUGGCCCAGGUGCAGUGGGAGGACCAGGAGAAGGUGGAGGCGCUGGUGCAGCAGUUCAGAGGCUCCGCCUUCCUGUGCUACUUCCAGACGGAAGCCCUGGCCAGAUAUGGUGGGAGGAGCCAGGUCGAGGGGAGGCGUGGCCAGGACAAGGAAGUGGAAUCAGAGGAUGCUGCCAAGCUCCUCCCCUUAUUGGAUCACCAUGACGAUGAGGCCCCAGCAUGCACAAGGAGGAGGAGGACGAGGGCGUUCAGAGCGGCGUCACGAUGCCAGGUGGUCAAAGUGAGUCAUGGAACCCAGACUGCCCCAUUGGUCCUCCCAUCUGUCUGUCAGCCAGUCCAGCCCCGCCCCCCCUUGCCUCCAGAGGAGCAGCCAGCCAAUCAGGAGCGGGCCGAGGGCCCGGAGGAGGAGGGGGGGCGGCUUCCCCCCCCCUACUCCGCCCUGCUGGCCCCCCUGCAGCCCGGCGCCCCCCUCCUCCUCCUCCUCGGUCCCCCCGCCCGCCGGGCACCGCCCCCCGGCUCCGCCCCCCAGGCCACGCCCCCCGGCUCCGCCUCCAGCCGCUGCCGGAGGCGGAGCCGGCCGCUGGAGGCGGCGAGGUCGAAGGUCAGGUACCAGCGCCCCCCGCUGCGCUGGUACGACCCGGUCGCCCGCCGUGUCCUGGGGUCACGACCCUGCACGCCCCGCGGCAACACCGUCGCUAGGCAACUGUUCAGGAGCCUCAGCCCCGACCUCAACGCCCACGGGAAGGGAGGGGGGGCGGGCACGCUCCGAGCGGAUCCCCGCGAGCACAGGACGCCCAGGGGGCGUGGCCGCAGGAAAGGGGGGAGGGGUCAGACCCCAGGGAGGGGGAGGGGCCGAAGGCGGGAGAUCAGGGAUGCUUCAUCCCGCCCCCCCCCCGGGAGGAGAGUCGGGCGGCGGGUUGGAGAACUCAGGAAAGUCCCAGGCUCUGAGGGCCCGCUGGAGGCCUCGGCUCGGAGCCCGAGAGUCCGGAGGAAGACGGGCUGCCCCUGCUGCAGCUAG